AUGCAGGGCUACGCUGCGCCUGGACCACACCAACAGCAGCAACAGCACCAGCAGCAGUACCAGCACCAGCAGCAGCAGUACGCGCCGCAGCCACCUCAGCAGCAGCACGCCGCCUUCUUCCCUCAAGGAUCGCCCUCGACCUCGACCGGCUACAGCGCCUCGCAGGGCAUGCCGUCCUACUACGGCCAGCAGCAGCAGCAGCAGCAGCAGUACCAGCAACAGCCCCAGCAGCACCCGGACCAGUCGCUUGGCCAGCCUCGAGACUCGACCGCCGGCCCGAGUCGCACUGCAGCUCAGCACCGCCGCGACACGUCCUACACCGCCGCCGGCAACGCGGCUCAAUCGUCCAGCUCUGGCGCGGGACAAGGGUCCGGCGCCGCAACUCGCCAUCCCGCCGCGCCGUACCAGCGUCCAGAAGGCGCCGUCCACAACGUCAAGGCGAGCUCGACCACGAGCCUGUUCACGACCCGCAAGAACUGGAGCGAGCACCUCCUCGAGGAACUCCAGGACUUCAUGCACGUCCUGUCGCCCGAGGGUAACUUCAUCUUUGCGUCGACCUCGGCCCAGGAGCUCGUCGGCUACGCGCCCGAGGAGCUCUUCACCCAGAGCAUCUUCGACUUUAUCCACCCGGACGACGUUCAGUCGUUCCGCCGCGACUUUGACCUGUCAUGUCGCACGGGCGACACGCUCACCCUGUAUUACCGCUUCAAGGCCAAGGACACGUCGGGCAACGACGACGUGCGCUACGUCCUGUUCGAGGUGACGGGCCACCCGUACUACGAGGGCAGCGGCGCACGCGUCGCCGGCAACACCGAGGCGCCCGCGCCCCAGGUCCUCGCGCGCGACCGACCCGCCAAGGCCUUCUUCGCCAUGGCGCGCCCGUACCCGAGCAAGAACCAGGCCAUGCUCGACUCGUUCCUCGAGCUCAAGUUCGAGAACGAGCGCCUCCGCCAGGAGCUCCUCGCCAUGUACAAGGAGGUCGAGGGCGACGGCUCGAGCGGCGGCUUCCCGUACGGCCAGCCGGGCAUGUACCGCGCCGACUCGUUCGACGCCGGUGCGCGCACCGUCAUCGACCCGGCGACGGGCCUCGUCCAGACGCAGACGCUCAUCCCCUCGACGAGCAACACGUACGGCGCGCUCGGGAUCGGCAUCUCGGCCAACGGGACCAAGGGCGACGGCACGGGCGAGAAGAAGAAGAAGAAGGCGCGUGUCGAGGAGGGCGAGUUCGUCUGCCGCGACUGCGGCACGGUCGAGUCGCCCGAAUGGCGCAAGGGUCCCGACGGCCCCAAGAGCUUGUGCAACGCCUGCGGUCUCCGCUACGCCAAGCUCGUCUCGAAGACGAAGAAGGAGGCGCGCGAGAAGGCGGCGCAGGCGGCCAAGUGAGGGCCCGCGGUCCUCCACCACCCUGUCUUCCUCGUUCCCGGUCCUCUCUUCUCGCCUCGUCUCGUCUCCCGCACACACAGUAUACACGCCUGUCUCGCCCCCCCCACCUGUGUACAUACCCUUGUCCCAUACGCACCCUCGUGAUCCCCCUUCCGCCCUGGUACACCCACGCUUCGGUCGUCCUCAGUCCCGCCUCCCUUUGUCGCCUGUAACACUGGGUCUCGUCGCUUUCCUGCACUC
This is a messenger RNA of Rhodotorula graminis WP1, 1623 nucleotides long. RefSeq lists its product as uncharacterized. The record is from RefSeq and is a predicted model, not a curated record. The coding region runs from base 1 to 1383 and encodes 460 amino acids. Gene Ontology annotation, molecular function: sequence-specific DNA binding; zinc ion binding. Gene Ontology annotation, biological process: regulation of DNA-templated transcription. NCBI's taxonomy places the organism in Eukaryota, Fungi, Basidiomycota, Microbotryomycetes, Sporidiobolales, Sporidiobolaceae. The transcript is spliced from 7 exons.